GGUAUCUCGUCUAGUCAUUUGAGAUGGCAGAAAAUGGGAAGUUCCGAAUUGAGAAGUUCGAUGGUACAGAUUUCAGUUGGUGGAAGAUGCAAAUUGAAGAUUUACUGGUUCAGAGAGAUUUGGACGUGGUUUUAGGUGACAAGCCAGAAAAGAUGUCGGAUGCAGAUUGGGCAGGUUUGGAUCGGAAAGCAAUGUCCGUGAUCCGUCUCUCGUUGACCAAGAAUGUUGCGUUCAACAUUCUGAAGGAGAAGACAGCGAAGGGAAUUAUGGAAGCGUUGUCUAACAUGUACGAGAAGCCAUUUGCAGCGAAUACAAUUUUUCUGAUUAGAGAGCUAGUGAACACAAGAAUGAAAGAAGGCACUUCUGUUACCGAGCAUAUCAAUAAGCUGAAUUCGAUCUUAGCAAGACUUGCGUUAGUGGGCAUUAAGUUCGAUGAUGAAGUUCAAGCUUUGCUACUGCUAUCGUCUUUGCCUGAUAGUUGCGGUGAAGCAUUGCAGAUUCUGGUUAUUGGAGACUUUGGAAAGGUACGACUAGCGGACGACAGAGCUCUUGAUGUGGCGGGCAUGGGUGACAUGGUGUUGAAGACAUCAGUCGGUUUCUGGACUUUGAAGGAUGUCAGAGUGGUUCCAGCCUUGAAGAAAAUUUUGAUUUCUAUCAGGCAGUUGGACGAACAGGGACACGAGGUGAAGUUCAGAAAUAGGUAGUGGAAGGUCGUGAAGGGAAAUCUUGUCAUGGGCCGCAGAAGGAAGAGUGGUUCGUUGUAUAUGAUCGAGUUACCAUCUGAGGGAGUUGUUAGCCUUGGUUUGCUAAACCUCAUGUUUUGAUGUUAACAAACAAUAUAAGAGCUUAACGUUUGUUUAAGUGUUUCAGGAAAACAAGAAUCCAUUAAGAUUCGGUACUCAAGAAUGAAGUCGAAACACUAAACUAGCGUAGAAUAUAGGUAGAAACCAAUGUAAGGAUAUGACUUUAUAUACCUAUAUUCACAAGCUCAAAAGCACUCACAAAAUAUGUUUAAAACCAUCACAUAAACAUUUUAAAAUAUC
Molecule: messenger RNA, 1043 nt
Organism: Cuscuta campestris
Lineage: Eukaryota; Viridiplantae; Streptophyta; Magnoliopsida; Solanales; Convolvulaceae
Source: the annotation of a GenBank genome assembly